Medicago truncatula (barrel medic) is the source of this 1650-nucleotide messenger RNA. Its product is annotated as abscisic acid 8'-hydroxylase 4. Gene Ontology annotation, molecular function: heme binding; iron ion binding; (+)-abscisic acid 8'-hydroxylase activity. Gene Ontology annotation, biological process: sterol metabolic process. The record is from RefSeq and is a predicted model, not a curated record. Lineage: Eukaryota; Viridiplantae; Streptophyta; Magnoliopsida; Fabales; Fabaceae. Bases 69 to 1490 code for a protein of 473 amino acids. The transcript is spliced from 9 exons.
CCAUUUAGCACAUUCCAUAUCCAUCCAUCAUAUUUCAUCAUUAUUUCUCGUUCUACCUCGAGAGUACUAUGGAUAUUAUUGCAAUUUUAUUUUACACCUUCCUCUUUCUCUUAAUUACCCUCCUCUUGUAUCCAUUCAUAAUGAAACACAAUAAACACAGAGCCACGUCCAAGCCUAAGGUUCCCCCAGGUUCAAUGGGUUGGCCAUAUAUAGGAGAAACUCUUCAACUUUACUCUCAACAUCCUAACACCUUCUUUGCUUCUAAACAAAAAAGGUAUGGAGAGAUUUUUAAAACACGCAUACUAGGAUGUCAAUGUGUGAUGCUAGCAAGUCCUGAGGCUGCAAGAUUUGUGUUGGUGACUCAUUCUCAUUUGUUUAAGCCUACAUACCCCAAAAGCAAAGAGAAGCUUAUUGGUUCUUCUGCAUUGUUCUUUCACCAAGGAGAUUACCACACACGCAUUAGGAAACUUGUUCAAACCUCACUUUCUCCUGAAUCAAUCAAGAAAUUGAUCCCUUAUAUAGAAACCCAAGUUAUUUCCUCCUUGGAUUCUUGGGUUUCUACCGGACAAGUUAUUAAUGCUUUCCAUGAAUUGAAAAAGUUCUCUUUCAAUAUUGGUAUCCUCUCUGUCUUUGGUAACUUGGAAGGCAAUUAUAGAGAGCAGCUUAAGGAGAAUUACAACAUAGUAGAGAAAGGCUACAAUUCUUUCCCAAAUAGGAUACCCGGAACUGCAUACUCUAAAGCUCUUUUGGCGAGGCAGAGAAUUCGGGAGAUUAUAAGUGAAAUAAUUUGCAAGAAAAAGGAGCAGAGAUUGAUUGAGAAGAAUCUAUUAGGCAACUUCUUAAACUACAAGGAUGAAAAUGGACAAACUCUAACAGAUGAAGAAAUUGCUGAUAAUGUGAUUGGAGUACUAUUUGCAGCUCAAGAUACUACAGCAAGUGUUCUUACUUGGAUUCUCAAGUAUCUUCAUGAUCACCAGAAACUUCUUGAAGCCAUAAAAACAGAGCAAAUGUCAAUAUACGAAGCCAAUGAAGGAGGGAAGAUGCCAUUGAGUUGGGGUCAAACUAGAAAUAUGCCUAUUACUCAUAGGGUAAUAUUGGAAAGUCUGAGGAUGGCAAGUAUAAUCUCAUUUACUUUUAGGGAAGCUGUGGUUGAUGUAGUAUACAAGGGAUAUUUAAUACCAAAAGGUUGGAAAGUAAUGCCUCUGUUCAGAAACAUCCACCACAAUCCAGACUUCUACCCUGCUCCUCACAAUUUUGACCCAUCAAGGUUUGAGGUUACUCCAAAGCCCAAUACUUUUAUGCCAUUUGGCAAUGGAGUGCACUCUUGUCCAGGAAAUGAGCUAGCCAAAUUGAACAUGUUGAUUUUAAUUCACCAUCUAGUUACCAAAUUUAGGUGGGAGGUAGCAGGAUAUAAUCAAAGCGAAGUUCAAUAUAGUCCAUUCCCAGUUCCGAUGCAUGGUCUACCAACAAGAUUUUGGAGAGAUGAAUAAACUCAAGGAAGAUUAGCUAGAUUGAUGACAACAUUUAAUUAUAUUUUCCUAAUGUUAAGAUAAUGCAUGCAUGCAUGAGACCCUAACCUUGAUUGUAGUAGUAGCUAAUUUAUCUAAUAUUUUCUCAGUUCCUUUUUAAGUGUCAUAUUUGCUAAAAAAA